GAGCAAACCGCUGGAGAAACCAACCUCCGACAUGUCUCCCAACGGAUCUCAGUUGGUGAAGGAGGAGUCUCAUUCAACUGACACCCUCAGAGACUCUCAGAACGGCGACCAGCAAGACGAGACUCAAUAUCCCGGACCACUCAAGCUGACUCUCAUCGUGCUAAGCUUGAACCUUGCCAUGUUCCUCGUGGGACUCGACAACACCAUCAUUUCGAGCGCCAUCCCGAAGAUUACCGACCAAUUCCACGCGCUCGGCGACGUAGGCUGGUAUGCCAGCGCCUACCUCCUCACGAACUGCGCCUUCCAAUUGAUCUGGGGGAAGCUGUUCACCUUCUACGUCGUAAAAUGGGUCUACCUCACGGCGCUGUUCAUUUUCGAAUUGGGAUCGCUGCUCUGUGCCGUAGCCCCUAGCUCGACAGCUCUGAUUGUAGGUCGUGCCAUUGCAGGCAUCGGUGGCGGUGGUGUCGGAAACGGUUCCUUCCUGCUCAUCGCUCACUGUGUGCCGCCACGCCGACGUCCGGCGUUCAUCGGCAUGAUGGGCUCCAUGUACGGCAUUGCGUCAAUCACAGGCCCUCUGAUGGGAGGUGCCUUCACGGACAACAUCUCCUGGAGAUGGUGUUUCUACAUUAACCUGCCUCUUGGGGUGCUUCCCGCUGUCAUCAUUACCUUCUUCAUCGCCCCCUUCCGCGGUAGCAACAAGGGCGAGGCCGGUUUCCUCAACCAGCUCAAGCAGAUGGAUCUCCCAGGCACCGCGUGUCUGUUGCUCGGUGUCAUCUGCCUGCUGCUCGCCCUCCAGUGGGGCGGCUCCACCUACCCCUGGAAGAAUGACCGCAUCAUCGCUCUGUUUGUGCUAGCCGGCCUUCUCUUCAUCGCAUUCACUGCCAUCCAGUAUAAGAGCGGAGACCGUGCAACAGUCCCCAGCCGUGUCUUCAGCAACCGGAACGUCUGGGGGUCCGCUCUAUUCGGAUCCUGCGUGACAGCCGGCUUCUUCCUAUUGCUAUACUACAUCCCAAUCUGGCUACAAGCUGUCAAGGGCGCCAGCGCCAUCAAAUCCGGGGUCAUGAACCUGCCCAUGCUUCUGGGCAGCGUGAUCUUCUCCCUACUAGGCGGUGUCCUCACCUCCGCAAUCGGCUACUACAUGCCCUUCGCCUAUCUCACCGUGGUCCUCAUGUCCGUCGGCAGCGGCCUCCUCUCCACCCUGCAAGUCCACUCCGGCCACGCCCACUGGAUCGGCUACCAGUUCCUCGUCGGCGCCGGCGUGGGCAGCGGCCUGCAGACAGCCUUCGCCGCCCCACAAUGCGUGCUCCCCCUCGAAGACAUCCCCAUCGGCACCGCCGUCGUCAUCUUCACAGAAAACCUAUCCGCCGCUGUCUUCGUGUCGGUCGCCCAGAACGUCUUCUCCAACCAGCUGAGAACCAACCUGGCCAUGUACGUGCCUGAGGCUGACGCGAGUGCUAUUUUAUCCGGCGGCGCGACCGAUAUCAACAAUCUCGUGCCGCAGCAUCUUUACCAGGCUGUGCUGUUUGCGUAUAACAAGGCCUUGAAUCAGACGUUUUAUGUGGCGGUCGCGCUGUCCUGCUGUGCCGUGCUGGGAGUUCUUGGUAUGCAGUGGGUGUCGGUGAAGAAGAGUAAGGAUGAUACGCCAUCUUAA
Molecule: messenger RNA, 1651 nt
Organism: Aspergillus pseudonomiae
Lineage: Eukaryota; Fungi; Ascomycota; Eurotiomycetes; Eurotiales; Aspergillaceae
Product: MDR family MFS transporter
Exons: 2
Coding region: 32-1651 (539 amino acids)
Biological process (GO): transmembrane transport
Molecular function (GO): transmembrane transporter activity
Source: RefSeq, a predicted model, not a curated record